This is a messenger RNA of Staurois parvus, 701 nucleotides long. The record is from the annotation of a GenBank genome assembly. Lineage: Eukaryota; Metazoa; Chordata; Amphibia; Anura; Ranidae.
UGCCAGCAGUGUGUAUGAGUACAGCCAUGAAGGACUUCACAGAGGAGAAGAUUAAAAUACCAUUUGCCAAGAAAUCUCUGGAUGCUGUUCUAUCCAUUCCUAAAGAUCACAAUGGUGUAUUAUAUGGAGUCAUUCUCACACACGGUGCUGGGGGAGACAUGAACUUUGCUCACUUGGUGUCUCUGGCGAGCCACUUGGCAUCUCAUGGAUUGCUCUGUCUACGAUUUACAUGCAAAGGACUCAAUCUAGUUUACAGAACCAAAGCGUACAAUUCUGUGGUGAUGUAUAUCAAAUCUCUGGAUGAUUAUAACAUUGGUGGCAUUUUCCUUAUAGGCCGAUCCAUGGGCUCCCGUGCUGCUGCUUGUGUGAUGAGAGGAGCUUGUGAAGAAGACGAUGAUACAGUCCAAGGCCUGAUUUGCCUGUCAUAUCCGUUACACCCGCCUAAUGCAAAAAGCAAGCUCCGGGAUGAAGAUAUCUUGCAGAUAACAAAGCCGAUGCUGUUCAUCUCUGGUUCAUUGGAUGAAAUGUGUGAUAAGGCUUUGUUGAUGAAGACCGUUAAAAAAAUGAAAGCUCCUGUACAAGUCCACUGGGUUGAAAAUGCCAAUCAUGGAAUGUCUGCCAAAGGAAAGACAGUUGAUGACAUUAUGACAGAAAUAAAUGAACAGACUUUGUCCUGGAUUCAAGACAUAUUGAAGCUGUAA